Messenger RNA from Leopardus geoffroyi (Geoffroy's cat), 1408 nucleotides. It is a transcript of the gene CC1H1orf146, whose product is annotated as chromosome C1 C1orf146 homolog. Bases 279 to 821 code for a protein of 180 amino acids. Gene Ontology annotation, biological process: reciprocal meiotic recombination; synaptonemal complex assembly. The transcript is spliced from 6 exons. Gene Ontology annotation, cellular component: chromosome. The record is from RefSeq and is a predicted model, not a curated record. NCBI's taxonomy places the organism in Eukaryota, Metazoa, Chordata, Mammalia, Carnivora, Felidae.
UCUCCUAACCACUUCCUGGCUCCUUCAAAUCUUGCCAUUUAAUGAUCAGAAAAGGCGGGGCCAAAGUUAGCAAGGUCUGCGGCUGCGCGGAAGCGCAGCAAGUGAAGAGCAAGUCCUGCGGCUGGGGCGGCCACGAAGACGCCUGUGCUUCUCUGCUCUGCGGCUGUACUUCCGCUACUCUUGGAAAGUUCUGGAAGUUGGGGAGGUGACGUGGCACCACGGACUUGCUGGUCGGAUUUUGGCACCGUUAGAAGCUGGGUUGAUCCAAAGACAGACAGAUGGCUGAAAAUGGCACAAAAGAAAAAAUAAAAUGGACAACCACCAUUAUUAUUAGCUCAUCUCUUAAGAGUUGUGAAGUUGCAACUGCCCUAGAUCGAAGCCACAAGAUUCGGUAUUCAGAUUCAGUGGAAAAUGGAUCAAUUAUCUUUUCUCUUUCUGGAGUUGCAUUUUUAUUGAUGGAUGCUAAAGAAUGCUUUACAUCAGCUGAAGAAAUAUUUCUAGCCAAAAUUGAGAAGUUUACUAAUAUUCACCAAAAUAGCUUUUUGGUUCUGUCUGCUGCCUUCCAUGGGCCUGAGGAAUGGAAACUGAUGUUCAGGAUUCAGCAGAGAUUCCUGGGUAGUAACUUACGGAUACUUCCAGUACACAACACAGUAGAUGUUAUUAAUCUCAUGUGCACUAUAGCUAAGAUGGCCUCCAAACCAUACAUAGAUAACAUCUGCUAUAGAAUGGUAACAACUGAGGCUUACAUCAUUGAGCAAAGUCCUGUUUGGAAAACACUUCAAAAGUUAAAACUGAGUAGUGAUUCAUUUAACCCAAAUUAGAGUAUCAAUUACAAAUGUCCUUUUGGAAGAAUAUUAAAAUAAUUAGACCACUUAAAUUAUAAUGUUAAAAUAUAUAUUUACUUUAAAGAUUUUUAAAAAUUUUAAAUAAAAUGGAUAUGACUAAAAAUGAUUUUAUUUUCAGUUUUGUUGAGUAAUUCCUUUAAUAAUGUUUAGAAAACAUUGGUACAUACAUAUAUUUAAAAAGUCAGAUGCAGUUUUUUAAUGAUACAAAUUAAGUUGGAUGGAGAAGUAUUUACUACAAAAUAAAAACACAGCAUUUUUUAACUAGCCCCUUAGACUAAAAGGAAAGUCACAUACACUUUUUAGCUUUUCCACAAAGGCUGCCAGUAUUUUCUAAAAUUAAUCUUUGCAGAUGCUUUCAUGUUGUAACUGCUGCUAGAGAGGUGGUGAUGGAACUCUGCCCCCUAAGACUCCUCCUGAGGCAAGGAAAGGAAGGGAAAUUAAGAGAAGCAGCCAACUGGCCCAACUGAAAACUUCUCUGUACACUGGUGUGAUAUCUUAUUUGACACUAGGAGUUCUAUUUUUUUUUUUUUUUUAUGUUUAUUUAUUUUUGAGAGAGAGAGACA